CGUAGCUUUUCUUCCGCCCCUCCUUUCCCCGCUGACAGCCACCUAAUAUUUGAAACUACUUCUUGCUGCAACUUUGUCUUUGUAGUGCAUCUUUUUUCCGUAGGUGUCCGAGUGCAAGGUUACAAGAAGUGAACACGUGAAGAGUGCAACAUGAACAGUGUCCUUGGCACCUUUUUAGCCAUCCUUUUUGCCAUUUCAUCAGCUGCUGGCAGGCCCACAAAUGAAGUCAAAUCCAUCCAUGAGCAAACGGUGAAGGAUACGAGUAAGGAGAUUGCUGCCUAUUCCAAUAUUGCCAUGGAUAUCAUCAAUCUAGCUGUUAACGGGAAUGCUCAAAACAGAUCCUAUAACAGGCUGGCAGAAUUUGUUGACUCCAUUGGGAACAGAAUCAGCGGCUCUGGUAACCUCGAUCAGGCCAUCAAGUACAUGUACAGUGCAUUGAAGGAGAAUGGCCUGGAGAAUGUCCAUUUGGAGCCUGUUAAGGUACCUCACUGGGUCAGAGGCCAAGAGUCCGCCGUCAUGCUGGAGCCAAGGAAUCACACCAUUGCCAUUCUCGGUUUGGGAAGCAGUGUUGGGACCCCUCCAGAAGGUAUUACAGCAGAGGUGCUUGUUGUCCAGUCCUUUGAUGAAUUACACCAAAGAGCACAGGAAGCCAAAGGGAAGAUUGUUGUAUUCAACGAGCAGUUUGUCAGCUAUGGAGAGACAGUCAAGUACAGGGAAUUUGGCGCCUCCGAAGCUGCAAAGGUUGGCGCUGUGGCAUCACUCAUAAGAUCUGUCACACCUUUUUCAAUUAACAGCCCACAUACUGGACAACAAGAUUACCAGGCAGAUGUGGUAAAGAUCCCCGCUGCAUGCAUAACAAUAGAAGAUGCUGAGAUGAUGGCACGCAUGGCACGGAGGAACAUCAGGAUUGUUCUUCACCUUAUGAUGGGAGCACAAACCUACCCAGAUGCUUUGUCCUACAACACCGUGGCAGAAAUUGUGGGCAGUCAGUUUCCCAAGCAGGUGGUGUUAGUGAGUGGCCAUUUGGACAGUUGGGAUGUUGGUCAAGGAGCCAUGGAUGAUGGUGGUGGCGCUUUCAUCUCCUUUGAAGCCCUUUCUCUCAUUAAAGACCUUGGUUUGCGCCCCAAGAGAACCCUAAGAUUGGUGCUUUGGACCGGUGAGGAGCAAGGUGGCGUUGGAGCAAGCCAGUACUUCGCGCUUCACAAGGUGAACAUCUCAGACUUUGACCUGGUAAUGGAGUCUGACAUCGGUACUUUUACUCCUUUGGGCAUUGGGUUUACUGGGAGCAGUGAAGCCCGUAAAAUCAUGGAGCAAGUCAUGAGCCUGCUGGAAUCUAUCAACGCCACCAAUCUUUUUCAGAAAGGCGAGGGGACCGACAUUAACUUUUGGAUUCAAGCAGGUGUGCCAGGUGCCAGCCUGCUCACUGAGAGCAGCAAGUACUUCUGGUUCCACCAUUCAGAGGGCGACACCAUGAGUGUUCAGGACCCCAUACAGAUGAACCUGUGCUCCGCCGUGUGGGCGGUCGUCGCCUAUGUUGUCGCUGACCUGCAGGAGAUGCUGCCCAGGUAGUGCGCACCUCCACCAUCGUAAUCAGGGAGAUAAAGAGCCACGUGUUCUUCAUGUCAAAUCAGAUGAUUUUUAAUUUUGCUUUUUAAACAUGAAUGUCGGAGUUUUUGGAGGAAACUACUGUCCAUUUUCUGAGUUUGUAUACCUCUUAGUAAUUCUUCCAACUCUGCAGGUCAUUUUUCACUUUUGAAUUUUACAAUAUGUACACUCUUUUGUUAUUAGUGUAAAAAUAAAGACGUGCAUUCUUCUCCA
Erpetoichthys calabaricus (reedfish) is the source of this 1818-nucleotide messenger RNA. Its product is annotated as carboxypeptidase Q-like. NCBI's taxonomy places the organism in Eukaryota, Metazoa, Chordata, Cladistia, Polypteriformes, Polypteridae. The coding region runs from base 151 to 1569 and encodes 472 amino acids. The record is from RefSeq and is a predicted model, not a curated record. Gene Ontology annotation, molecular function: metallodipeptidase activity. The transcript is spliced from 8 exons. Gene Ontology annotation, biological process: peptide catabolic process; proteolysis.